AUGUUGCUGUCACAAGCCAAAUUGCACAACGUCUCCAAUGCUAUCAUCAAAAUGAACCUGAAGAAUAAUAAUAAUGGCAAUCAUUGUUCACCUGCUAUACUCUACCAUUAUCCUUGUCCUGAUGGUGCUUUUGCUGCUCUCGCUGCACAUCUUUACUUUAAGGCCACUUCCUUGUUCCCUCCUCUCUUCUUUCCCAACACCGUUUACAACCCUCUCAGAGCUGAAGAUCUUCCUCUGAAUGAAAUUAGUGAUCUUUACCUACUAGAUUUUGUGGGGCCCACUGGUUUUGUUCGGGAAAUCUCCACCAAAGUUCCAAGAGUGAUUGUUUUGGACCAUCACAAAACUGCGCUUGACAAGCUGGGAAGUGAGGCUUCACUUGGGGGGAAUGUGGAUAAGAUUGUUGACAUGGAGAGGAGUGGAGCCACUAUUGCUUUUGAUUAUUUCAAAGAGAAGCUUGUGAGUGCUGAUGUUGUGGUUAAGCACCCCUCAGUGCUUAAUGAAAUUGAGCGUGUAAGGCAACUUUUUCAGUACAUUGAAGAUGGGGACCUUUGGAGGUGGAGACUUCAGAACAGCAAAGCUUUUAGCAGUGGUUUGAAGGAUUUGAACAUUGAAUUUGAUGCCAAGAAAAACCCUUCCUUGUUUGACCAGUUACUUUCAUUAGACUUGGAUACUGUUAUUAGUAAAGGCAUGCGCAGCUUAUCACACAAGCAAAAAUUAAUUGAUGAUUGUCUCGGCAAGUCCUAUAAAAUCGCCCUAGGGAAUGGUGCAUAUGGUCAUUGCCUGGCUGUCAAUGCAGAUACUGCUCUUUCAGAGUUAAGGAGUGAAUUGGGACAUCAAUUAGCUACUAAAAGCCAGAAAAUGAAGUUGAGGGGUAUUGGUGCUGUUGUAUAUAAAGUACAAGAGCUUGAAAAUGACCAAAGGCUAAAAAUAAGUCUGAGGAGUGUAGAAAAUGAAGAUACAACGCCCAUCUCUCAGGAAUUUGGAGGUGGUGGACAUCGAAAUGCCAGCUCUUUCAUGUUAAUAGCUGAUGAAUUUGAACAAUGGAAAGUAUGAUUGAAAAUUUUCACUUGACAUGGAGAGAUGAAAGAGUUUACACAUGGUGUUCUGUAUGCUGCUCACAUUGCAAAGCCUUGUGAAAUGUUUAGAUAGCUCUAUCAGUUACUGCAUU
Messenger RNA from Abrus precatorius (Indian licorice), 1168 nucleotides. RefSeq lists its product as uncharacterized. The coding region runs from base 1 to 1053 and encodes 350 amino acids. The record is from RefSeq and is a predicted model, not a curated record. The transcript is spliced from 7 exons. Lineage: Eukaryota; Viridiplantae; Streptophyta; Magnoliopsida; Fabales; Fabaceae.